GGCCUGGGCCCUCUUUUACCUGUUCAGCUCCUUCACCUCCGAGCUGCCCUGGACCACCUGCGCCCACUCCUGGAACACAGCCGACAGCCCCGUGGGACUGUGGGUGAUAACUGACUGCCAGGCGCUAACUGCCCCCACCGUCCACCCACUGAGCCAGUGUUUACCGUGGGCCUACUGCGCGCCAGACCCCGGAGACCAGAGGAGCAUUGCAUGGACUUCCUGAACCGCUCCGCAGCCGGCACCACGGGCCCAUCCGAGAAUGUCACGUCCCCGGUCAUGGAAUUCUGGGAGAGACGUGUUCUGAGCAUCAGCCCUGGCAUCCAGCACCUGGGCGGCCUGCGCUGGGAGCUGGCCCUGUGUCUCCUGCUCGCCUGGGUCGUCUGCUACUUCUGCAUCUGGAAGGGCGUCAAGAUCACAGGCAAGGUUGUCUACUUCACAGCCACGUUUCCCUACCUGAUGCUGGUCAUUCUGUUGGUUCGAGGCGUCACCCUGCCCGGAGCCUAUGAGGGCAUCAUCUACUACCUGAAACCAGAUUUGCUUCGGCUCAAGGACCCCCAGGUGUGGAUGGACGCAGGCACCCAGAUCUUCUUCUCCUUCGCCAUCUGCCAGGGGUGCCUGACGGCCCUGGGCAGCUACAACAAGUACCGAAACAACUGCUACAGGGACAGCAUCGCGCUCUGCUUCCUCAACAGCGGCACCAGCUUCGUGGCUGGGUUUGUGGUCUUCUCCAUCUUGGGCUUCAUGUCCCGGGAGCAGGGCGUGCCCAUCUCUGAAGUGGCCGAGUCAGGCCCCGGCCUGGCCUUCAUCGCCUUCCCCAAGGCCGUGACCAUGAUGCCUCUGUCCCAGCUGUGGUCCUGCCUCUUCUUCAUCAUGCUUAUCUUCCUCGGGCUGGACAGCCAGUUUGUCUGUGUGGAGUGCCUGGUGACGGCCUCCAUGGACAUGUUCCCCAGGCAGCUCCGGAGGAGCGGGCGGCGGGAGCUCCUGAUCCUCGCCAUCGCGGUCACAUGCUGCCUGAUCGGGCUCUUCCUGGUCACUGAGGGCGGGAUGUACCUCUUUCAGCUGUUUGAUUACUAUGCCUGCAGCGGCACGUGCCUGCUCUUCCUUUCCGUGUUUGAGGUGAUCUGCAUCGGCUGGGUGUAUGGGGCAGACCGUUUCUAUGACAACAUUGAAGACAUGAUUGGCUACCGGCCGUGGCCCCUGGUGAAGAUCUCCUGGCUCUUCCUGACCCCUGGCCUUUGCCUGGCCACCUUUUUCUUCUCCUUGAGCAAGUACACACCUCUCAAAUACAACAAUGUCUAUGUGUACCCGGCCUGGGGAUACUUCAUCGGCUGGUUCCUGGCUGGCUCCUCCAUGGGCUGUGUCCCACUCUUCAUCAUCAUCACCCUCUUGAAGACCCGGGGUUCCUUCAAGAAGCGCCUGCGGCAGCUCGUCACCCCUGACCCCAGCCUGCCGCAGCCCAAGAGACACGAGUGUCUGGAUGGUGGCAACGGCCGGGACGGCGGGCCCGCCCCACUUAAGGAGGGCCUCAUGGCUGGGGAGAAGGAGACGCAUUUGUAGGAUGUGCCCGGAAGCCAGGUGGCUCUUGUGCCCCCAAGCGGACAGCUUCACCUCUGCCCCCUCCUGCAGCCUUGCCGAGAAACUCUGUGCUGUUGGUGGCAGCCCCUCCCGGGGAUGGAACUCAGCAUCUGAUCUGAGCCGGAGGUGGUCUUCCUGAAGCCCGCUGUCUGAUUAUGACAACUGCAGUGUACACGGGGGGGCGUGCCCUCUGUGGGGGGCUUCCUCUUACCAUCUCUGGGCUUGGAGAGGGUAGAGCCAUGUCAGACAUGACCACUGACACCCAUGCUGGAUCCCGAUGUUCUGCUGGAGGGGACCCCUCACCUGGCUUAGUGUCCUGGAGUCUACAGGGAGGAACCAAAGAAAGACACAGCCACUGUUGUCUGGCAUUUUCCUGGGGACGGGCUCUCAAGGCAUCCCCAGCUCCAGUCUGCCUUGCAGCGUUGUCCUCGAUGCAAGGAGUGUGGGGGUGGCAGGGGCUCAGGGUGGCACAGCCUGCACCCCGGACAGACAUUCCCCAGCUCAUGACCUUCUGAAGACAGAGCUCCUGGCAGCUGUUUGCCUUUCUGCCUUUGUCCCAACCCUGACAUCGUGGACGAGGAAACUGAGGACCUGAGAGACAAAGUCACUUUUGCAGUUCACACAGCUGCUCGGGGCCAGAGACACGACUAAAGCCUCCUGCUCUCAGGCCCGUGUCCCCCCUCACCUCCCUCUCCUGCCUUGUUAACAAGCCCCAUGGAGCGCUUGCCGCCUGUGCCA
Odocoileus virginianus texanus is the source of this 2313-nucleotide messenger RNA. Lineage: Eukaryota; Metazoa; Chordata; Mammalia; Artiodactyla; Cervidae. The record is from RefSeq and is a predicted model, not a curated record.